Molecule: messenger RNA, 998 nt
Organism: Poecilia reticulata (guppy)
Lineage: Eukaryota; Metazoa; Chordata; Actinopteri; Cyprinodontiformes; Poeciliidae
Gene: uqcc5
Product: ubiquinol-cytochrome c reductase complex assembly factor 5
Source: RefSeq, a predicted model, not a curated record
AAACGAGCGCACCUCAUCAUUGCUCACGUAGAGUCAGUAAAGGACGCAGUAAAGGUGGCUUCCUCUGCUUCUUCGUUUUCAACCGCACUAAUGAAAACGCGGCUGUAGGAGUGUUUGGGAAGAGAAACACAAGCUUGUUCGUCGAGAUGUUUCACAGAAGUAAAACCAUAAAAGGUUUGCUCAGUAUUGUCCCUGGGAAACAGCGACUAGGGGCGUACAGGUUCCUACCUAUCUUUUUCUGCAUUGGAGGAGUCAUGGAGUGGAUCAUGAUCAACGUGAGGAUCGGACAUGAAACUUUCUACGAUGUCUACAGAAGGAAAAAAUCAGAGCGGCAGUACCAGCAGAAGAUGGCAGACGGUCCCCUCGUGCUAGAUCAACAUGGAGCCAAGUGAACGAUGGUCAGACUUCACAAGAGUCGCCUAAGGACACACUGUUGGACUCAAACUCCCUCACUGGUUUCACAAUUAAAUCGCAAGCAUAGAGACGCUUUGGACGAAAAAAGAUGACGGAGGAAUCCCUUCCUUUUACAGGCUUUACUCUGUAAAUACUGAGUCCAAAAAAAAAAGUUAAUCUUAGUGUAAUAUUUAUCGUAUGUUUGAGGUUAAGACUGAUUUAAGUGACAAUGAAUAAUACUAAAGUAACAGGACAAAAUAUUUGUGUCUAUAAUUUGAGAUGUUGUAUGGUUGAGGUAAUGACGGUAUAAAAACGCAUCUCAAAACUAAUCAGCCAAAUUGUUCUUAUUCUGUCUAUCAUCCUUAUUCCUCAUUCACUCAGUGAAAUAAAGCGUUUUUACGUGUCAGUUGUGCCAGCUGACAGAAAGCGACUGCAGGCGGAUGAAACCGUUUGGGUAUCCCGACAGCUUGAUGGGGUUCCCAUUCAGCCUCACACAGUCCAGGUUGGAUCGUAGGUAGUGGCUGGUGUCGCCUUUGCAGAACAUCUCGUCUGCUAUAGUUGAGAUAUUGUUCUGUAGAAAAAAAUGAAAGAAAACAAAAACACAA